AUGGGAAACAACCCGGGUGAAGAAGACGUCUCGGAAUGUCUCCUCAGCCAGCACAAGGCGGCAGUGUCGCUGGUAUCCGACCGAAUCGCCAGCUUCCAUGCUCGCCAAAUCCCCUUUCGAGUCUUCCAUGGCAACACGAACUCAACUCGCCUUAGCGACCGCACACGGGACGCUACUGUCGACAUCUCUGCUCUCAGCAAUGUCAUCGCCGUCUCGCCUUCGAAGCGGACAUGUCUGGUGGAGCCUAAUGUCCCUAUGGAUCGUCUUGUCGCCGCCACUCUGCAACACGGGCUGGUACCUCCUGUCGUCCCAGAGUUCCCGGGCAUCACAGUUGGAGGUGGCUUUGCUGGGACAGCAGGCGAGAGUAGCAGCUUCAAGUACGGCUUCUUUGACAAGAGCGUGACUUGGUUCGAGGUGGUUCUCGCGGACGGAACAAUCGUGAAUGCCUCAGAGACUGAGAGGGCAGAUUUGUUUCACGGCAUGGCGGGAACAUUCGGCACGUUAGGAGUCAUUACCCUCUUCAAGAUGCGCUUGAUUCCCGCAAAGGAGUUUGUCGAACUGUCAUAUAUCCGGGUUCGAGGCAUUGAACACGCGCAAAAAGUGAUCAGGGAGGUCAAAGGACAGGGACAGGCGCACUUCUUGGAUGGGAUAAUGUUCGCUGUUGAUAAGGGCGUGAUAUUGGCAGGCAGAUUCGCUGAACGAGACGAGAAGAACAAGAACCUACCCCUCGUGACAUUUACCAAGCCUUGGGACCAGUGGUUCUAUCUCCACGCCGAAGAAAGAAUGAACGGUUCUGAUAUUACGACUCCGACACUUCCAUCUGCGUCACCAUUGUCUCCUCCGCGCGACUUAAUCCCCUUGACCGACUACCUCUUCCGGUACGACCGCGGCGCCUUCUGGACGGGCCGUUUCGCAUAUACAUACUUCUGCGUUCCCUUUACGCGACCGAUCCGUUGGUUGACAGACUAUUUCAUGCACACGCGCAUAAUGUACCACGCGCUACACCGCUCCGGCCUAUAUCAGCGCUUCAUAAUCCAAGACAUGGCCCUACCGAAUAUAAACAUUGCAGAGUUCUCUCGCUGGUUGGACAAAGAAUUGCCGCACAUUUAUCCGCGAUGGCUGUGUCCCUUAAAAGACGGCGAGAGCGUGAGCAUGAAUCCGCAUCUCCGCAAUCCGGCUCUCUCGACUGUGGAAUCAAGUUCAGUCUCGACAUCAACGACGGCCUCGGACCCCACUGCCAAGGGCAGUGAUGAUGAUAAUGAUGAUGAUUUCGACAACGCGCUUCUGAAUAUCGGCGUUUGGGGCGAAACGCCGCCCAACACCCUACACGUCACCAUCAACCGCCUCAUCGAAGCCAAAUUGAAAUCCCUGGGUGGGAUGAAAUGGCUGUACGCCCAAGCAUUCUACACGGAAGAUGAAUUCUGGUCCAUCUACGACAAGAAAUGGUACGACGGCUUGAGAAAGAAAUAUCAGGCCGACGGAUAUAUACCCAGCGUGUACGAAAAGAUCAGAACAAAGGAUAUCUUUGAGGUUGACGGCGAUGGGCGAGUGGUCCGGGAUGCGCGCUUGCCCGUUGAAACGGGCGUGUGGAGCAUUUGGCCUAUCGCGGGGCUUUACGGUGUCUUGAGCGCGUUGAAGGGUGGCGACUAUCUGCGCAAGCGGUGA
Molecule: messenger RNA, 1665 nt
Organism: Cladophialophora psammophila CBS 110553
Lineage: Eukaryota; Fungi; Ascomycota; Eurotiomycetes; Chaetothyriales; Herpotrichiellaceae
Exons: 1
Coding region: 1-1665 (554 amino acids)
Biological process (GO): steroid metabolic process
Cellular component (GO): membrane; cytoplasm
Molecular function (GO): FAD binding; Delta24(24-1) sterol reductase activity
Source: RefSeq, a predicted model, not a curated record